CGGGAGAGGCGCCGCGGGGAGCCGGGGCUGGCGGGGCGGCAGCAGUGCCCUGUACAUCUCUUCCAGCAGCGAUGACGAAUUUGAAAUGUUUUUAGCUAGACUGAAAACUCCCAGAUCUGUUUCUAAAAAGGCAGACACAAGUUUGAAAGACUUCAUUGAUGACUCAGACGAUUUCUUCUUGGACUCAAAAGUGAAAAAAAGCACAACCAAGAGUGCACAGAAGGAUCUUCAGAUCCCAAAAAAGCUGACGACUCCUGGAAAGAGAAACACUUGCUGCCAGGAAUUGCAGUUCCAAGACACUUCAAGUGACACUGAAGAUUCUGUCUUUGCAGAAAGCCCAUGGCAUAACCACCGAAAAGAGAGAGUGAAACACUUAAAAGAGAGUCAGAAGAGCCUGAAUCUUUCACCUCCACAAAAUCAGAAAGAGUCAGUUUCCAAAGGCAGUCCAGAUUUACUCGUUAGAAGGAAGGAAAGAAGCUGUGAAAAUACAGAAAACGAGUUGCCAGCUGUGGCACUAGGACACGAUACACGUGUGGAGUCAGAUAGCUCAGAUGACAGUUUUGGAUCGUUAAUGGAACGGAUCAAGAAGCGAAGUGUGCCUCGAAAACCAGUCUUAAGCACAAGUAAAACUGUCUUCCAGCCAAGCACGACAGAAAACAUCAAGCCACCUUGGAAAGAUGCACAGCCUGUGAAAGGGGAGGGAGUCAAGACACCAAAGCCAAAAUCCACUUCACUUCAAGAAACACCUUCCAUCAUAAGGACUCCUGCAAGAAUUCCUGGGAAUGAAUCAGCCAGUUGUUCACAGUCAGCAAAGACAGACAAAAGGCUCAGGGUAUGCUCAGUGCCUGAUUGUUUCUUGCAAGAUCUUUCAAAUCCAGCUUCCCCCUAUGUGAAGUAUUUCAAGAAAAAUAAAGAGGAGCUGGCCCAGAAGCUCUACAGGCUGUUUAACAGCACCAUCUUUGAGCAGAAGUUGCCAGAGAACAUGGAAAUAACCUGGAAUAAGAAAAUGAGAAAAACAGCGGGGUAUUGUGUGACGGGGCAGAGGGGAGGCCCUGAAGGGAAGCGUUACGCUCGCAUUGAACUCUCUGAGAAAGUCUGUGACUCUGCAGAUCGCCUCCGGGACACGCUGAUCCACGAGGUUUGCCACGCAGCCACCUGGCUCAUCAGCGGUGUCCGGGACGGCCACGGGAGGUUCUGGAGGUUCUAUGCCAACAAAUCAGCUGUAAUUCAUCCAGAACUGCCGGUGGUGACACGGUGCCACAGCUAUGAGAUUAAUUACAAAUACACCUACGAGUGUGUUCGGUGCAAAGCUACGAUUGGGCGGCACUCGCGGUCCCUGGACACGGCGCGGUUCGUGUGCGCCUUCUGCGGGGGGCAGCUGGUCCUCAGGCAGCCCCCGGGCAAGGGGGGCACCCCUGCCAGGACACAGCUCACGCCCUUUGCCAAGUAUGUGAAGGAAAACUAUGGACUUGCCAAGAGAGAGCAGCAGGGGCUGAGCCAUGCAGAGGUCAUGAGGAAACUCAGCGCUGAUUUUGCUUUGAAAACCAAGCUGGAAGAUUCUUUUUAAUGUCUCGGUACACCCUCCUUUCUUGGUGCUACUUAAAUUUUGUAGAGUAGUAAGAGCAGCACUUACACACAGCAUGUGUUCAGUGACUCCAGGAAGGGAUUUACUGUUCCAUCUGGGCAGCUGACAUGCUGUAGACUCUGUGUGUGCUGAAGAAUUGCUGCGUGUGCAUCUGGCUGUGAUUGCCAGAGGCAAGAAAUUCCAGGCCCACCAGCCCAAAUCCUCUGACUCUGAAUGACUCCAAGGCAGGAACAGGGGCAUACCUGAGCUGGGCUUCAGCAUGGAUUCAGGUAUUCUCCCAUGCAGAGCUUUCUGAGACAUCCUUGGCUGUUUUUUGUUAAAAUUAAGUGCUGCCUUAAAUCCCUUAACAGAGUAUAUGAAUUUCUCCAAAGCCCCUUAGCCCUCAGUAACAGUAAUGGGGCUCUUUGAUACCUUUGAAUAUAACACACCUCUACACUGAGAUUUCAUGGAAACUAAAAUAGAUGCAGAAGGUCAGGUUGGAGAAAGCAGAUUCACAGACUUUCCCUCAUAGAAUGAGGAGGUCUUGAAAAUGGCUUAAGCCUUUUGUGUAAAAUGAAACUGACUAUGUGCUAUUGUGUUUGUGUCUUCUGGAAGCAAAUUGCUCAGGGGCUUAAUAAUUUUUAUAAUCAAUA
This is a messenger RNA of Hirundo rustica (Barn swallow), 2217 nucleotides long. It is a transcript of the gene GCNA, whose product is annotated as germ cell nuclear acidic peptidase. The record is from RefSeq and is a predicted model, not a curated record. The coding region runs from base 86 to 1567 and encodes 493 amino acids. The transcript has 10 exons. Gene Ontology annotation, cellular component: nucleus. NCBI's taxonomy places the organism in Eukaryota, Metazoa, Chordata, Aves, Passeriformes, Hirundinidae.